This is a messenger RNA of Letharia columbiana, 234 nucleotides long. RefSeq lists its product as uncharacterized. The record is from RefSeq and is a predicted model, not a curated record. NCBI's taxonomy places the organism in Eukaryota, Fungi, Ascomycota, Lecanoromycetes, Lecanorales, Parmeliaceae. Bases 1 to 234 code for a protein of 77 amino acids. The transcript has a single exon.
AUGAUCCGCCCAUACUGUUCCGUCACCGACUGGCCGCCAACAGCAAAGACAGACUGCAAAGGCUGGACUGUCGGUAUCGUGAACGUGCUCGCGGUAUUGACUAUCGACCCGAACGAGCCAAGCGAUACUGGCGUCCCGGAAACCGUCACCGCUGGCCCAUUGUUGGAGGUUGUGGUGCCUGCAAUGGCUACGCCUGCAGGUCCAGCGGCAAUGACCUGGCCAGCGACGGUGUAA